Molecule: messenger RNA, 1556 nt
Organism: Piliocolobus tephrosceles (Ugandan red Colobus)
Lineage: Eukaryota; Metazoa; Chordata; Mammalia; Primates; Cercopithecidae
Gene: SAA2
Product: serum amyloid A2
Exons: 4
Coding region: 607-879 (90 amino acids)
Cellular component (GO): extracellular region
Source: RefSeq, a predicted model, not a curated record
GUAAAGACCUCCUUUGUGCUAAAGGUGGAGAGCCAUUCUGGGAGUCAGUGACUUCUGAGGACCCUUCUGUGUUGCUUAAUUCAGGAGAUGCCUACAGGAGCAGGAAUGAAAGCUGGUGGUCAAUCCAGGUUUAUGGAGAUGCUGGACAGCUUUGUAAUUUCCUGUAUAAGAACUAUGGACAAAUCAGAGGCCAGAGGUGUUUGAGACACAAACCCUAACCAAGAUGAUUCUUGACCUGUGUCCCAUGUCCAGUACAUAUUCGCCUCUCCCAUCACAUCCCAUCUCCUGAAUGCUUAAUUUCAGACAUUUGAGCUUCAGUGUGAAUAAAACUAGACCAUGAUCUUCUGGAGCAUAUCAUUAAAGGGUUGAAGCUGAGUCCUCAGAAAGUAAAUGAAAAGAAAAAAGGUCUGAAGAGUCUCCAUCCAUUUAAGCUCUGGAGGAGAAGUUGGAUCCAGCAAACCAUGCAUAGAGAAACUGACCAAUGGAGCAGAGGUCUUAUACAGGAGUGUAUAUGGGAAAUUACUUUGUGAUAAAGGUUGCAUAUUAAAAUUGUGGGCAACACAUGAAAAGGAGAAACUGUGGAAGAAAGAGGAGAACAAGAAGAUUAUGAUUUUCCAGAAUUCCAAGCCAUGGAGUGACUGCAGGAUGAAGCUCUCCAUUGGCAUCAUUUUCUGCUCCCUGGUACUGGGUGUCAGCAGCCAACGAUGGUUAACAUUCCUCAAGGAAGCUGGCCAAGAGACUAAAGACAUGUGGAGAGCCUACUCUGACAUGAAAGAAGCCAAUUACAAAAAUUCAGACAAAUACUUCCAUGCUUGGGGGAACUAUGACGCUGUACAAAGGGGGCCUGGGGGAGUCUGGGCUGCAGAAGUGAUCAAGUAAUGCACAUUCCUGAUGUUGCCGGUGAUGGGUGAGCAGAGCUUGCCCGCCUUGGACAGUCAGGAGUGAGGCAAGCUCCUUGUAGAGAAGUUAGAGGCUGCAGACCCUCCUCCUCUUGCUCUCUGUUUGCCUUUGUGCUUAGUGCAAGGUGAUCUUAGUGCAAGAGUGAUUCCUCACUCUCCCUCUCUGGGUGCUGUUCAUCCAGCCUAGGGGAGCCCAGCCUGGCUGAGUGGGGCGGUGCCCAGGCAGGGUCAGUGUUUUCACCACCACUUCCUUGGCCUUUCUGGGCUCCUCUCAGAGUCCCCCCUUGGAAAGCGGAGAAUGGGAGGGUGGGCUGUUGCUCACUGGCCUGGUGAUUAAUCUCUUUGCUUGCCUGGACUGCAGCAAUGCCAGAGAGAAUGUCCAGAGACUCACAGGAGACCAUAAGGAGGACUCGCUGUCUGGCCACGCUACAAACAAAUGGGGCCAGAGUGGCAAAGACCCCAAUCACUUCCAACCUGCUGGCCUGCCUGAGAAAUACUGAGCUUCCUCUUCACACUGCUCUCAGGAGACCUGGCUGUGAGCCCUGAGGGCAGGGACAUUUGUUGACCUACAGUUACUGAAUACUAUAUCCCUAGUACUUGAUACAGAACACAUAAAAAUGCUUAAUAAAUGAUUGUGAAAUCCAGUUUGUUUCUGGA